This is a messenger RNA of Triticum aestivum (bread wheat), 1406 nucleotides long. RefSeq lists its product as uncharacterized. The record is from RefSeq and is a predicted model, not a curated record. The coding region runs from base 150 to 716 and encodes 188 amino acids. Lineage: Eukaryota; Viridiplantae; Streptophyta; Magnoliopsida; Poales; Poaceae. The transcript is spliced from 3 exons.
GCCAAACCCCCAACCAACCCAAUGUCAAAAGCACUCUGGAAGGGCCUAGCAUCGGUCGACCCCCCUUCUUCUCCCAGGUUGAUUAACAGCGACGCCAUUUUCUGUGUGGAGGUAGUGAGGAGAUUUCUUCCAUCGGCGCCGGAUCAGGCAUGGAGGUAGCAGGCAUGGAGUUCCUUCUGGACACCGUCGACAGGUUCCCCUUGCUGGAGGAAUUCGCCGACAGUGUUGAGCAGCCGGAUCCAGUUCCCCUGGCGCGGAUGGAAGCAAACGAGCCAAGUUACGCUGGUAGCGCUGUCUCAAAAGAUGAUUCUGGUUGUGCCCAACAGAUUGGUGAAGUUGAGGUGGACAGGAAUGCACCUGCUGCUCGCGGGCGUGCGGCCACAUCUCCAACUCGGUCAGCGCAGUCCACUGGCAGGGUGAACCCCGAAGCCCCCGGGUGGACAAAGAGGUUAAGGCUGGGGAGUGCGCCACCGGACAGGACACCAUGUCCCAGCCGUAUGAGCGCGCUUGAGGAGUCGAUGCGCAAGUAUGCUGAAGAACCCAGGAAAAAUGUGGUGCAGCCGUCGUUGGGUCUGACCUUUGAUUCAGUCGGUGAAGCAUACGACUUUUACAAUUUGUAUUCCUGGGAAACGGUUUCGGCAUUAGAUAUGAAAAGAGCCGGCUUAACGUUGAGAGGACAAAGUGUAUGCAAGAAAUUGUGUGCGGUUGCUCGGUAAGUGCUUUCGGUCUAAAAAGCACCGAUACGGCCAGAACUGCCGAUUUGCCGUCCUGAUACGGGGGGACACGGGGAUACGCCCAGAUACGGCUGGAUACGCGUAUCCCGCAGUAUCCCAUCUUUUUGGAAUUAAAAAAAAGAAAUAAAAUCGGGAUAUGGCCUAGAUACGGCGUGGACACGGUGGGGACUCGGCAGCCAGACUCCAGUGACCAUGCUGCUGCCCAGUUAUCCUCCCGAUAGCAACCAUGGUCAAGCAGGUAACCUCAAUGGCUGCUAGCAAGGAAGGAGAUCUUGAUAGAGAAAGAUGGCAAGGCGGCCGCCAACAAGGAAGAAGCUCCGGCAGGAAGAAAGAUGGGGAGUGUGGUGGCCAGCGAGGAAGAAGAUGGGUGAUGGAAGCUGCCGAUUUGGCGGCGCUGUCGUUUCCUUUCUUCACUGGCGGCUGGAGAAAGGGAGUACGAGAAUGGGAGGUUGGGGUCGGCUGGAGCAGCUGGAGUGCUACUAGUCUAGGGUUUUCUGGAAUUGGGCCUUACAUGGGCUCUAAGUGGAUGGACAGCUACAUGGGCUCUAAGUGGACGGACAGCUACAUGGGCUGUGAGUGGACUGCUCUCAGUCUUUCAUGAAUAGAAAGGAGACAAUAUAUAUCCAGUACUAAAAAAUUCUCAUUAGAUCUUAAUUCAAAUUUAUUUUUCUA